AUGAAUCAAAAUCUGUCGGGGAAUUUUUCACUGAAUAUUACAAAAUUGCCGGUGUGGAUCAUCUAUUCCGACGCGUUCGCCGUGUGGACGACACUCUCCCUGGCGUUCUCCGUUAUCAGUACGCUGGCGUCGCUCUUGCUGCUGUUUGCCAUCUUCCACCGCGGUAUCCGUUGGGGCUCGCAGAUGCUGAUCGCUAACGUGAUUGUCUUGGAAGCGUUGGUCAGUGCGGUGAUCCUGCCCACCGCCGUGCUGACCUCGUACUUUCCGUCGCUGCGGCUCACGGCGGCGGGUUGUGAUUAUUAUUAUUUCUUCGUGGUGUGGAUUCCGCAUGGAGCUCAGUAUGCCUCGCUGCUGUUGGCGGUGAAUCGGGUCAAUGCGAUUUUUUGUCCGCAUCGGUAUGGGCAGUGGCGGAAUCGGCGGUUUUUGGUGCCGGUGGUAGCGUUGUGCUGGAUUAUCUCGUUUUCUUUGGCGUGUGGGUAUGUCGGCAAAAUCGGCGCUACCGGACCUUGGCCAAGCUGCGGCAUCUCCGUUACUUCACCAUCGGAGCAGCUGUUUCUUUCCGUGUUCCUAACCGUCUUCGGCUUAUACAUCCCGUUAGCCGGGACAUGUCUCUGCUACUUAGCCAUCUUCUGUUCCGGGAUAUGGCGCAGAUUAUCCCGCUGCGGGAUUGUGAAUACCGGUGUUACUUCAAACGGUGUGGAGAAUGUCCAGCAGAAGCGGCAGAUCAUCGCCAAUGUCUUGGUCGUCUCCUGUGCUGUAUCGCUGCUGUGCUAUCUACCGUUGUGUUUGGCGUAUUCGGUACUGUUACGAGUGGUUAUCCAGUAUCCUCCGGCAAUACUGUGGAUGCGAUUGGUUUAUUAUAUGGGUUACGCCGGGAAUUCGUUAAAGGAAGUGUGCCGGUAA
Messenger RNA from Paramacrobiotus metropolitanus, 903 nucleotides. RefSeq lists its product as uncharacterized. Lineage: Eukaryota; Metazoa; Tardigrada; Eutardigrada; Parachela; Macrobiotidae. Gene Ontology annotation, cellular component: membrane. Bases 1 to 903 code for a protein of 300 amino acids. The transcript has 3 exons. Gene Ontology annotation, biological process: G protein-coupled receptor signaling pathway. The record is from RefSeq and is a predicted model, not a curated record. Gene Ontology annotation, molecular function: G protein-coupled receptor activity.